GUAGCAAACUAUGCAGUACGCAUAACUUCUUGCGUUGUCUUUUAAACAUUGCAUGUGAUUCGAAAGAUUGUGAUACUGUGUGACAGGAUUCCAUUUUUCUUUGCUUUGGCCGUUUCUUAAUACAGACGUGAUAAACACGUGAGCUAAAAAUCGGCAAGGAGGUUUUAACAUUAUGUGCGUCCGGCUUAUGCAAUUGACGCCUGUAACAUUAUGGAAGAAGCAGUGUCGACAAAGGUGGCAUAAAAGGCAGGAAACGGAAGCAACGCAAAGACGAGCAAUUAAACAACUGCUUCAUAGCGUGGGCACAAACAUAUCAGAAACUGAAGAUGAUGAUGAUAUUAACGAUAGCGACAGCGCUCGAUAUAAUCACAGCAAAAGGAAAAUCCACUUUUUACCUACACCCUUUUCUGAGUGGGAGCAACAAGAACCUGUUAAAUAUAUAACCACCCUCACCCACACAUUGCUCUUCUCUCUUCCUUGCUCACUGCUGAUACUGCUGAUCAACUUAGUGGAUUCCUCUAAAGCAGCGGAUGUUAAUAACCUCACAUUCAAUAUUAGCAGAACGGAACUCUUAUUUCGCGUUAAUCAGACAAGAAACGAUACAAAUGAACCAGCUACUACUGCAUCGUCGUUGAUCCAAAGGAACAACAAAGAAUUGGAGACUGCCGACGGCGAUUACACGAGUGAAUAUAUCUUUGAUCGCACCGAUAUUCGGAUUAUAUUCAUCAUACUUUAUACCCUUGUAUUUUGUUGUUGCUUUUUUGGCAAUUUACUUGUAAUAUUGGUAGUAACGCUUUCCCGUCGCCUGCGAUCUAUAACAAACUUUUUCCUGGCUAACUUGGCAUUCGCCGAUUUUUGCGUAGGUCUCUUUUGCGUUAUGCAAAAUCUGUCAAUCUAUCUUAUAGACAGCUGGGUCUUUGGAGAGUUUCUUUGUCGUAUGUAUCAAUUUGUCCACUCCCUGAGCUACACUGCGUCCAUAUUUAUUCUCGUUGUCAUAUGUAUGGAACGCUAUUUUGCCAUUGUCCAUCCAAUAACCUGCAGGCAAAUUUUAACUGCGACACGAUUAAGAAUGGUUAUUGUCAGUGUAUGGAUUACAUCGGCGGUGUAUUCUACGCCGAAAUUUGUAUUCAGCAAAACUAUAAAAAAUAUUCACACUGAGGAUGGUCAGGAGGAGGAGAUUUGUGUGUUAGAUCGUGAAAUGUUCAAUUCCAAAUUACUGGAUAUGAUUAACUUUGUACUUCUCUACGUAAUGCCCUUGCUAGUAAUGACUGUGUUGUAUAGUAAAAUAGCCAUCGCAUUGUGGCGCAGUUCACGUGGCCUCACCCCGCAUAUGUCCCAGCAGCACCAACCAUCUAGUGAAGAAAAUAGCAUGAGUCUACAUAACAGCAUGUACCAUCGCCAUACCCAUAAUUACCAUUCUACUCAUUAUCAUUCGCACUCUCACCUUCAUGAACUUCAUAAUCUGCCGACGGGAGUUGGACCCACAAUGGCAGCUGGCGAAGCAUCACUCGCUUCCACUAGCAAUUCCCAGUGUUUGUCACUUCAAAAUAGUGCUAAAUAUGAAAAGCGUGACGUCAGCAUCGCUGAAAGUCAGCUUGAUAAUUACAAGGUCUCGCUGGAAGCGGAUCGGACGAUAGUAACUGCCUGCCGCAAGUCCAGCUUUUCUCAUCCAUCGAACUCGUAUACUGCUCGUUGUACUGGUGCAAAUAGUGGAGGAGGAGCAGGUGGAACACAUUUGUCGCAUUCAUCCAAUAAUGUCCUACGAGCACGAAGGGGAGUCGUUCGUAUGCUGAUUAUUUUUGUGCUGACAUUUGCGCUGUGCAAUUUACCCUAUCAUGCGCGGAAAAUGUGGCAAUACUGGUCACGUUCCUACCGCGGUGAUUCCAAUUUUAAUGCGCUGUUAACACCGCUGACUUUUCUGGUCACGUAUUUCAAUUCGGGUGUUAAUCCCCUACUAUAUGCAUUUCUCAGCCGCAAUUUUCGAAAGGGGAUGAAGGAGCUACUGCUAUGCUCAUGGAAGAAGGGCAAAGGGAAGUCAUCCUCAAAUUCAUCGAUGCAUCACAAGCGUAAGGCAUUACAGACCCAUUCAUUGCCCACUGAUACCACGCACAUCGGCAAUGACCAACUAUGAUGGCCAAGCUGCUGGAACACGAACAUCAGAAUAUUUGGACGUCGGCAAUAAAUUCGCACAUUCGAAGUAUUAGAAGUAGAAUUUUAGAGUUUAUAUACUAGACGUAAUAUCAUCGUGAUAAGAUUAAUAAAUUUUAAAUUUUAAAACGCUUGUUUAAUCAUUAGUAUAUAUUACUAUCAUUGAUACGUGUACUACGAAUAAACAA
Drosophila albomicans is the source of this 2336-nucleotide messenger RNA. RefSeq names its product trissin receptor. Gene Ontology annotation, molecular function: G protein-coupled receptor activity. Gene Ontology annotation, biological process: G protein-coupled receptor signaling pathway. Lineage: Eukaryota; Metazoa; Arthropoda; Insecta; Diptera; Drosophilidae. The transcript is spliced from 10 exons. The record is from RefSeq and is a predicted model, not a curated record. Bases 173 to 2131 code for a protein of 652 amino acids. Gene Ontology annotation, cellular component: plasma membrane.